Molecule: messenger RNA, 3323 nt
Organism: Anopheles coustani
Lineage: Eukaryota; Metazoa; Arthropoda; Insecta; Diptera; Culicidae
Product: nonsense-mediated mRNA decay factor SMG8
Exons: 5
Coding region: 178-3135 (985 amino acids)
Biological process (GO): nuclear-transcribed mRNA catabolic process, nonsense-mediated decay
Source: RefSeq, a predicted model, not a curated record
AGCUCUAUUUUCGUGGAACCAUGCAGACGCGUUUCAGAUAGCCGGAGCAGAUGUUUGCCGUUUUGACACAUGUUUGUUUACAACCAGGCCGUGAAAUCGUGGUUGUUCGGUUCCCUCUAGAAAGUAGCAACCGUGUAGAUUUCAUGCAUAUUGGUAGAAAUUGUGUAACGCAAGAAAAUGAAACCCUUCGAAAGUUUUGUGUUCCCGACGAUCCCCUCGGAGCUACGCGAAAGGUUUCUUGAUGACGAGAAGCAGAUGGUUGUGGUGGGAGUCCUGGGCAAAUCCUUCGAGCCCCACUGCAGUAAGCUGUUAAACUUCGACCUACUACACACUCAUCCGGGCUUGGGCGAUGAAACGGGUACCGAUGGAAGAGUUAAAUUUUUCUUCCGCCCCGAAGGAAACACCCUGUUCCUGCACUUCGAUGCUACGUUCGACAACUUUGUCCUGAUGCAGCUGGCCGAACAAAUGCUCUCCAAGCAACCCGAUGGCAAUCCGGCGCAUUUCAUCGAAUUCAAUAGCGCGAUUCGAACGCGUUUCGCGCGGGUGCUGCUAUUAGCCCUGCAAGUUUGUCACAUUUUGGUGCUGGUAGAACCGUCGGUUUCAUUCGACAUGUCCUAUCUUUCCAUCUUCAAGUCGUUGAAAAUCAUUCGCGAGAAGUACGUGCUCAAGUUUCUACCGAAGCUAUUGCGAAACGCGGACGUUGGAGCGUUCAUGGGGAAAGAGUGUCGCCUUUGCAGUCCGCGGUUGAUAUUUAUGUUCAACUUGCCGGAAAGCAGCGAGACGCACACACCGGACGACCUGGAAUUGCUAGAAACGAAGGUGGAAGAUUACAUCAACAAAAUCUUUCGUAACGAAUUCAUCAUCACAAACAACAGCGCCAUGUCGCUGUUUUCGGUGUCAAAAAACAAACAGUUUGUGUUCUACAACGACCUAAAGUCACAUCGGCAGGACCCACUGGGAGAGUCCAUAGAGCUGUUGUCGUCCUACCUAAGCAAACAGCAAAAGACCAGCACUGGUACACUACCCGAACAAGAUGAGCAGUCAAUCCUGGACAGCGUAAGGCCGUACGAUUUUUUUGGAUAUCCUUUGAAGUACCAUUUCAACAUGGAUGUUGAUGUGUUUGACGACGACGACGAUGAACGGAGCAUUCUUGGUUUGAUCAACGAUCACGUGGUUGAUGGACUAGAAACCGGUUUUGAUGAAACAAGUGUUUGCGGAAGGCAGAAAUCGAAAGUCCAUUUUGCACUUCCUUCCACAUUUGCCUGGUUCGAGAUGUUCAAAUAUAUGUACGAACUAUUCAUUGUCAAUCCCAACGCGCCAUAUUACGAUGCCUACGAUCCUGAUUAUAAAGCCUUCCUUGAGAAUUUCCACGAUAUCGUCGAUAUUGACGAACAGUUUUUUGGCGAGAUAUGUGAGCACGGUCUCGAACUGGCCAUGAUGAACUACAAAGAGAUGCUUCCACCACAUUAUAGCUUUUCAUUUCACGAAACCAAGUAUCAAGCGGCGCAAAAUCUCCUCAUGGAUUAUGCACGUGGACCUGAACUGAAGCCAAGCAUAGAGAAGCUGAAAGAGUACUGUGACUCCAUCUGGCAAAGUGGCAAGCAGCAGUGUGAAUAUCCGAGCUUGCGGGGCAAUCCGUGUGUGCUCGGCAAACAUAAGCCAAUCGAUGCGUCCGAGCAUUCGAGUGGAGUUAUCUACGUGUCCGCUUGUAACUGCGGCCGCACGCAAGGCCAUCGGGAAGAUCCGUAUACCAUACGGCAGGCGAACUAUGAGUUCUAUCAAAUCAUCGCCAAAAGCUGCAGCAACUGCAAUCGACUGGAGCGCGUUCAGUUUCCCAUCUUCGAGCCGUCGGUUAGCGAUUUUCGUGCAGCGGAAUUUAUAAACAAAAAUUUCUCCAACCUCAUGUCGUUCGAUAGUACGGGCCGAACGGCAUCCGACGUGGCACCAAACUUUCGUACCGCACACGAAAAUUCCCUUUUCCUAUCGGGCAGCCAAAAGAGCCAGAAUACCUCGGAAAGCUUAAGCUUUAACAUUGGCUCCGAAGUUGAAGAGGACGAGUUAGAUGGCAAUGUAGCAAAAAAAAUUGGUGAUCGUCGGAAUCGCCAAACGGUGGCGGAACAAAAUGACCAGGAGCAAUUUAACACAAAUCGAGAUGAUUUCGGCGAAGACGAUGAAGAGGUUGAUGAGUAUAACGGUGACGAUGAACAAAUUUUGAACAUCAACGCCCGGAUGAAGGAAAUUGUUAUUAAGGUCGGUGGAUCAAGUAAGGCGACGGGUUCGCAAUCCAAUGAUGCCACAUUACCUACCGCAUUGAGCCGCCAGCCAUCGACAACCGAGUACUUGCCUGGAAUGCUCCAUGCGGCCAGUCCCGCCGGAUUACUGCCCCGUUUUCCUUCCUGGUCACUGGUAUGCUUGGGCUCGAGUUCUAUCUACACACACAACACUGGUUUGCCCGAGCAUGUACAAAGUGGGUUCCUCUCGGGAUCCAAUUUCCUACUGCCUUGGGACGUGAGUGUACGUUUAGAGCAUGCCCAAUGCUGGGCGGCGUCGUAUGAGAAAAUUCGUAACCGUAAAAAGGGAAACCAACAUUCUUCGAAAGGUUUCGAACAAAACAAUACAUUCACGUUGAAAAUAUUCAUCGGCGUCGAGUACGAGUGUCUGCGCGGCCAUCGGUUCAUAAUGAACGGACCGGAUAGUAUCCUUCGCAGUGCUACCGAAAUUGCCAGGGAUAGUGGCAGCAAGGUAGUGUUUAACGAUAUGCCCAUCUACUACCCAUGCCCAUGUCGGAACACAAUUAACAAUACGGCGCAGUUGAUGCGAGUUCAUAUUAUCACACCGAAAGCACCAGUGAACGUUAUCAUCGAUCCGAAGGUGAAGAUUUUCCAAAACAACAUGCAAAACUGCAUAACGUUCACGUCCGGGAUGGCAGCACCGAUCAAGCUUCCGCAAAGCUCGUACUGGAUACUACGGUUGCCUUUCGUAUACGAAGGUGAUAGUGGCCCACUUGCGGCCCCGACCAACGUUAAUCCAUCCAGUGCCAUCAUGCAUGGUGCGUUGAUGGCGGGAAUGUAUGGCAUCAGGGAAAAUGAGCUUAACGAAGAGACGGCCGGUGGAUUAUUAAAUCCUUCGGGUUAAUAUGUCAGGAGAUCGUAUUGGCUGUUUAGACCGGCUAAUGUACCAGUAGUUCAUCAUUUUACCUCUUUUUUACCAACGUUUAAUCGCGCUUGCUUUCGUAGCUCCAUCUGUUAUUAUUUUUUGAUGAAUUGUUUAACCGGAUUUUUAAUUAAUAAAAAUUUAAUUAAUUUUUGGAAGAAAUAAGUACA